AGAAUGAUAAAACUGGUGUGCGGUACAGUCAUCCUGCAAAUCGGAUGAUUAGAGUAUUUUCAUCAUUAUCACGUCAAGAAUUAUUGGACCAUUUAUACAGCUGUAUUCCUGUGGACAAAGAAAAAUAUGAAAUCAAAUUGAAAUGGAAAUCUCCUAAUCUGUCGGGACGGUUAAUGCAGAGCAAUUAUAUCUUAGUUCCAAUUGAUGACGAUGAAGAUGUCGAAGAAAUGCUGACUUUUCCUUUGAAAUAUUCAGAAUGUCGAUUUUUAGAAUUAUAUAUUGAAAAGAAAAAUGUACCGAGCUUUGGAUACGAUAGUCGGCAUUCAACUCAAACGGACAAUAAUGUUGGGCUUUCCUCAUCUUUCGUAACUCUUAUGGUGCAAACCAAUAGUGUUGAUGCCGUAUUUGCAGAACAACAUUCCACUACUGUUGGUUCUAGUUGUUCAAUUAUUCAGAGUCCUAUGGUGACUUCUCCUAUAUCUUCUGCUACGGUGACUUCUCCUUUGCUAGAAGUAGUGGUAAGUGCGGGUGACGAUACUCAUAUAGGAAACGAUGACUGGGUAGUUGGUGGAAUAAAUUCUGAUAAUCUAGACUUUGAAUCAGAUGAAAGUGAAGAUGAAGAUUAUUGGAUGGAUGAGGACAGUAGCACUAAUGAUGAUGAUGGUGAAGAUGAGAAUGAUGAUGAAGAUGUUCAGGCUAAUAUUAAUGUGGGAGAAACUAAAUAAGAAGUAAGAACCAGUGUGGCAUUUGUAAGGAACAGGGUCAUGACCGCCGCCGCUGUUUUAUGAUACUUCAACACACUUCAACUUCAAGCAGUGGAAGAAACUAAAGGCUCUGAAGAUAUAUUUUCGUCAUUGUUUUAUGUAUUUAUGUGAGAUUGUAUUUGAAUAUAUGUAUUUAAUAUCCUGAGAUGAACUGAAUUUUGUGUUUAAGUUGUAUUGUGUGAUAAUAUUAUGUUUAAAAUAUAUUUCUCAUAAAA
Elaeis guineensis (African oil palm) is the source of this 979-nucleotide messenger RNA. The record is from RefSeq and is a predicted model, not a curated record. NCBI's taxonomy places the organism in Eukaryota, Viridiplantae, Streptophyta, Magnoliopsida, Arecales, Arecaceae.